AUGACUUCGACUCUAAAACGCAAGUCAUCGUUCGAGGAGGCUUCGGCCGCCUUCCGCGAACAUCUUCCCGAUAUCUCCACCCCGCGCUUCACGACCGCAGCGAAGCAAGACGUCUACGAAUACGCGAAGUUCUUUCAAGACAACCGCGCACCACCGUGGUUGCACGACCUCACGCAGGCAUGGGCAAAAUUGUAUGAGGAACCUUUCAAGGGCGUUACAAGCGAUGGCACUGUGAAGGAGGGCUUGUUCGAGGCGAAGGAUGAGGGUGUGGACAUCGAAAACAUAGUGAAGAAAGCGGACGACUUGUUAAGCAAGUUGGAUGAGCAGCAAAGCAAGAAGUUAAAGUAUCCUGUCAAUGCGAAAGAAUGGAGAGCGUGGUCGAACCCAGAGAUACUUCUGAGGCCGUUCGGACUGAGACUUGAGGAAGUACCCGAACCGCUAAAUGAUGCCAUCCACAAAGUCAUUGAAGCCUCUCUGUCCAAGGAAGGCUAUCAGAAAGCUCUCGCCUCAAUGCGGAUAAAUCACUUCUUAGGGGAAUGUGUCAAAUUACCGCAGAUCAUGAACAAAGACUCGUACAACUUCCUCCUUUUCGGUACCCCAUCCACAUCUACAUCGUCACCUUGGGGUUGGCUCCUCUACGGCCACCAUCUCGAUAUCGCGUGCUUCUUCCGCGGACCGCAAAUAAUCAUCAGCCCAACUUUCACUGGUGCCGAGCCCAACGUCAUCGAUGCCGGACCCUGGAAGGGCACGGCAAUCUUGCACAAGGAGGGAAACAUCGGGUUGAAGCUAAUGCAGAGUUUGACACCUGAGCAGCAAAAGAAAGCGCAGAUUUUUAAGAAUCUCAGGGAUGACGGCAUGAAGCAGACAGGCGAUCUGACAACAGACCGUUGGAACAAAGAUGACCAGCGCCACCUCUGUGGCGCCUUCCGCGACAAUCGCGUCGUUCCGUACGAAGGCGUCACUGCGUCUUCACUCACGCCCGAACAACAGUCCUUCAUCCUCGAAAUCGCGGAGGAGAUGCUGCUAUAUCUACCUACUAAAUCACGACAGCUACGGCUCGAGCAAAUCAAGUCCCAUUUCGACGAAACGUAUUUCAGCUGGAUCGGCGGGUAUGGCGACGACGAUGCGUUCUACUACCGGAUACAGAGUCCAGUGGUAAUCCUGGAAUUUGACCAUCAUUCGGGUGUCUUCUUGAGUAAUACAGAGCCGAAGAAGUUCCAUACGCAUACGAUUGUGAGGACGCCGAAUGCGGGGGAUUAUGGCCAGGCGAUCAGAGAGAAGGAGCAUAAGCUGUAA
This is a messenger RNA of Didymosphaeria variabile, 1296 nucleotides long. RefSeq lists its product as uncharacterized. Lineage: Eukaryota; Fungi; Ascomycota; Dothideomycetes; Pleosporales; Didymosphaeriaceae. Bases 1 to 1296 code for a protein of 431 amino acids. The transcript has 2 exons. The record is from RefSeq and is a predicted model, not a curated record.